Molecule: messenger RNA, 291 nt
Organism: Morone saxatilis (striped sea-bass)
Lineage: Eukaryota; Metazoa; Chordata; Actinopteri; Moronidae
Product: gamma-crystallin M1-like
Exons: 3
Biological process (GO): lens development in camera-type eye; visual perception
Molecular function (GO): structural constituent of eye lens
Source: RefSeq, a predicted model, not a curated record
AUGGGCAAGAUCGUGUUCUACGAGGACAGGAACUUCCAGGGUCGCUCCUAUGAGUGCAUGAGCGACUGCGCCGACAUGACCUCCUACCUGAGCAGGUGCCACUCCUGCAGGGUGGAGAGCGGCUGCUUCAUGAUCUACGACCGCCCCAACUACAUGGGAAACCAGUACUUCAUGAGGAGGGGCGAGUACCAUGACAUGCAACGCAUGAUGAGCAUGGGAAUGAUGUUCGACUCCAUCAGGUCCUGCAGAAUGAUCCCCUAUUUCAGGAUGAGGAUCUAUGAGAGGGAGAAC